Molecule: messenger RNA, 1419 nt
Organism: Lichtheimia ornata
Lineage: Eukaryota; Fungi; Mucoromycota; Mucoromycetes; Mucorales; Lichtheimiaceae
Exons: 3
Coding region: 1-1419 (472 amino acids)
Biological process (GO): regulation of DNA-templated transcription
Source: RefSeq, a predicted model, not a curated record
AUGGCUUCGUCAUCUGCAUCAUUUACUACAUCUGCUGUGGCUCCAACCACUCAUCAUCCACAACAACAACCAUCACAACAACGACAGCAUUAUGUCACCGCGACUAAUCCAUCAGCAGCAGCUGUUGCUGCCGCGGCUGCUGCUAAUCAACAUCAUCCACAACAUGCAGCAGCAGCCGCUGCAUUCUAUCCUACAACAUACGAUCCCUAUACUGUAGCAGCUGCUUCUGAUUUAUACUCUCCCUUUCAUACCGCAAAGCAACAACAAGCACCUCAUCAACCACAACAACCACUUUACAUGGACCACAUGCAGUUCCAUCCACAACCAAACAAUCCUAAUGGCUCAAAUGUCCCAUCUAAUAAUGCCACUUCACAGCAACAUGAUGCCGCUGCUGCCGCUGCUGCUGCUGCAGCAGCAGCUGCUUCUGAUCUUUCGGGUGGGCCAUCUUUACCUCCAUUGUCGCAGCUUUUACCAUCGGACAAGAAACAACAACGUCAACAACAUGGCCAUUUACCUACAAGCAGUACGGUGGUGAGUUCAAGUAUGGCAGCACCUACCAUCCCUGUUUCAUCUCAAAGCAGCAACAAUAAUGGCAGAAGCAACAACAUGAUCUACCCGCCUUCAGCUGACUAUUCCGAAAGUGGUCGAUACAUGUUGCAAAAUGAUGUUGUAGGUGCUGCUGGUUAUGCACAUCAUCAUCAUUAUCCAGCCACAGCUCCUGUUGUACCAUCUUCCACAAUGGAUCCAUACGCAGCAGCAGCAGCAGCAGCUGCAUCCGUUUCUGGUUAUCCACCACAACCACAACCACCCCAUCAUACACGAGGUCCAACAUUACCAUCACCGCCGCCAUCGGUAGUUGAUAGUGUGUCACCCCGUCAUCAUCAACAAUUCCAACACCAUCAGCCACAACAAAAGGUGUUUGCAUUUGUUUCGCUUCCUGGUAUUAACCAAAAGAAGCGACCACGCCGAAAGUAUCACGAGAUUGAGCGACUUUAUCAUUGUAACUUUCCUGGAUGCAACAAGGCUUAUGGUACAUUGAACCACUUGAAUGCACACGUGUGUAUGCAACAACAUGGACCCAAGCGUCAUCCAUCCGAAUUUAAGGAACUAAGAAAACAAUGGCGUAAACAAAAACGUGAACAGCAGGCUGCAAACAAGGCGGCUGCAGGGUCGACGGCAUCAUCACCAUCCACCACUGCAUCAUCGACACCGGCAGUAUCCGAUAACAAUGCUUCUCCUAGUAAUACGGCAAUGGCCGCACCUUUGACAAUGCCAUCCAACCAUCAACCAUCUGCAUUAUUGCAUCACCAUCAACCAGGAGCACCUUCGAUCAUAUCGCAUCAUCAGCAACAGGAUUUGCUACCACCCAGCAGUUCGACUCAUGCACCUUAUCAUGAACUUGCUGGUACACUUUAUUGA